AUGGCUUCCUCUGUUUCAACAUUAUGCUCUAUGAAUGAUUUUACUAGCAAAGCUUCCAUUGAUGCUAUACUUGCUGAAAUUAAUGCUGAUAAUUCCUCAAUACUCUCUGCGUUGAUGAAGGAAUUGUCUAAAGAAGUAGUAGUGGUUGAAGAAGCAUCUGCAUCAGAAUUAAUGUUAAAAGAAGUUAGGAGUGAUGAUGAAGCUUAUGAAAUGUAUAAUGAUUAUGCAUUUAGGAAGGGUUUCAGUAUUCGUAAGGGAUUAAUUAGGACUAGUCGUAGAACUGGUUUGUGGAUUAUGCGCAGAUUUCUUUGUUCUAAUUCUGGCUUUAAAGAUGUGAAGAAGGAAACGUUGAGGAAGUAUGAGAGGUCUGAAUUGCGUACAGGUUGUACUGCUUUUAUUCAGUUUUCUAUUACCAAUGAAGGUGUUUGGACUGUGGUGAGGCAUAACAUGACUCACAAUCAUCAUAUGAUUCCCGCUGCCAAGAGAUACUUGCUUAGGUCUCAAAGAGAUAUUACAGGGGAGCAACUCAAGUAUCUUAGUUCAAUGAAAGCCAGUGGUUGUAGAGUGUCUGAUUUGCUUCGUGCAAUGAGAAAAGAAGUCGGAGGAUCUCCUAAUUUAUGGUUUAUUACUGCUGAUGCAUACAACGCUUUGGCUGCUGAAAAGGCAAUGAAACUUGAUGGUAAAGAUUGUAAUCAGUUAAUUAGGUACUUUGCUCAAAGACAAUCAUCUGAGAGUGAUUUUUAUUAUGAUUUUGAGUUAGAUGAACAUGGACAUUUAAUUAGUUUCUUUUGGAGGGAUGGAAGGAUGAAAAGGGAUUAUGAAUAUUUUGGUGAUUUAUUGGUGUUUGAUACGACAUACCGGACAAAUCGGUAUGAUAUGAUAUGUGCACCAUUUGUUGGAAUGAAUCAUCAUUGCAAUAAUGUAGUUUUUGGUUUGGGGUUCCUGGUUAAUGAGCGUAUUCCUUCUUUUAUUUGGUUGUUUGAAUCUUUUUUGCGAUCAAUGGGUGGUGGAAUACCUCAAACUAUAAUGACAGAUCAAGCUCCUGCCAUUGCUGCUGCUAUUAGGGAUGUGUUUCCGGGUGCUAGUCACCGUUUGUGUACAUGGCAUCUUGGAGAGAAUUCAAAGAAGAAUAUUGCUACGCAGAGAGCUAUGAAAGGUUUUACUGAGUUGUUUAGUUAUCUUCUGAAGUAUUGUGAUACUGUUGCUGAGUUUGAACAUUAUUGGCCAAGGUUCAUUAAGCACUAUAAGUGUGAGAAGAAUGUAUGGUUGAAUAAUUUGUAUGUGAUUCGAGAGCAUUGGUGCCGUGCGUAUUCUAAGGAUACAUUCUCUGGUGGAGCUUUGUCUUCUCAAAGGAGUGAAUCGACUAAUAAUUCUAUUAAAGAUAGGUUGAGGAAAACAGAUGGUUUAUGUGAUUUUUAUCACUUGUUUUUAGAUGUUAUAUCUGCAUGGCAUAGCAAAGAAAAUCACCAUGAUUAUCGUGUAUUGAGGGGAAAUCGGCAUAUGGCUGCUGCCAAUGUUAGUAUACUUGUGCAUGCAAGGAAGGUGUACACUGGUUAUCUAUAUGUGAAGUUUGAGGAGCAGUUUCUGAGAGGAAUUUCAUUGAAUCAGGAACGUACAUUUGAAGAUGCAGAAAAAGUUGUUUAUCUGAUAUGGAAGCCUGUUACUGCUGAUUUGAUAAGGCACGAGGUUACGUUUAACAAAAUUACAUUUGAGUCCAAUUGUACAUGCAAGCAUUUUUCUGAAGUGGGUUUAUUGUGUUCUCAUAUUCUUCGUAUAUAUAGUAUACAUUGUGUUUCUAUGUUACCCGAACAAUACAUUUUGAAGAGGUGGACGAAAGCAGCUAUGUGCAGCGCUGUUGUUGAUGAACAAUCCUCCAAAGUAAAUGUUGUUCCUGCUUCUGUUUGGAGAUUUCAAACUAUGAGGAAGUUUGUUCGUUUGGUUACAUCUUGUCAAGAUUUCCUUGAAGCUAGAGUAGAAAUUGAUACCGCAUUUGAUUUGUUAAGGCAAAAGGUUGAGAGUGUUAGGGGUGCUAUUGAUUUUGCAGAGCCGGUUGAGGGCAUUGAUGUUCCUGGUCACGAUGGAAAGGAUGGUCCAUCCAUUAAAGAUCCAAAAAAGCGUAGGAAAAAGGGUGAGACAAACGAGAGGCCUAAGGGUAUUGUUGAGAAGGAGUGUAACAAAAAGAAGGCUUGGAGGAAACGUGCUGAAAAACAUGCUGAAAAUGUUAAAGCUAAAGCGCAAGCUUCUGUUCAGGAGUUUGAUGCUUUGGGAAAUCCUCUCCUUUAUUCUCAUCCAAGUUCUGACUCAGAGUUGCGUGUAUUAGGUUCAUCCCUUGAGAAAGGUAUUUCAGGAAAGAGUGUAGUACCUGAUUCUGUGCAGGAGGAUAUUUGUGGUAAGAAAGCAAUACCAGAUGUUGUGGACUCUUUGAAAUGUUUUGUUCAGGGUGGUUUUGGUUCACAAUCUAAGAAAAGGAAAGGAAUAUAUUCGGAAUGCGCUCCAAUUUCUGCUAACACGGAAUUGAAUUCUCCUGCUGCUCGUGUAUCGCUUUAUGAUGAGAUUAUGGCCAAUUUUGAUAAAUAA
Messenger RNA from Spinacia oleracea (spinach), 2577 nucleotides. RefSeq names its product protein FAR1-RELATED SEQUENCE 5-like. NCBI's taxonomy places the organism in Eukaryota, Viridiplantae, Streptophyta, Magnoliopsida, Caryophyllales, Amaranthaceae. The coding region runs from base 1 to 2577 and encodes 858 amino acids. The transcript is spliced from 7 exons. Gene Ontology annotation, molecular function: zinc ion binding. The record is from RefSeq and is a predicted model, not a curated record.